AUGAGGCAAUUCCUCAGGAUCACCAUUUUCAUUUCUCUUUUAAAUUUAUACAUGCAGAAAAAUGGGGCUGUAUGGGGUAAAAUUCUAAAUGUGAAUAAAAACAAAGCGAGGAAUGGAAUACCAGAGGAAGGAGCUCCCUCUGAAAGUGAACAUCCAACAAGCGCGCAAAAACAGAAAGACGAGGACAGCAAUAAAGAAGUAAUGAAACAAACAACGGAGGAUAUUACAAAAUUUACGGAUGAAGCGAAGGAAGAAAAAAAUAAAACAGCGCACGAAUCUUUGAAGAUAACCAAUCAGCACGUCCUGGAGCCUGUGGAAAUAUCAUCACAGGAUGCUGAUAAGGUAAAUGGUAAGAAUGAGGAAGUAGAAGAGGAGGUGCAGACGAUGGAAGUGGAAGAUGAUGUUGAUGAAGAAGAGGAGCAGGAGGAAGACGACGAUGGAGACGAUGAUGACGACUAUGAUGAUGGGGAGGAGGAGGGGCAGCAGCUGCAAGGUGAAGCGCAGGAGGGAGAAGAAGUCGAAAAAGCAGCCCAGGAAGGAAAAGACGCAUCCCCCAAUGGCACGCAAGCUCAUCCGGGAGAUUGCCAAUGUCGCCCCGAUAUAGAAGAAUAUUUUAAUUCAACGGAAGGGCCCCUGAAGGAUCUGAUCAAGAUAAUCAAAGGAGACAAAGAACUUGAAAAUAGAAUGAAUGACAUUAUCAAAAUCAUGGUUCUCUUCUUUUUACAAUUAUAA
This is a messenger RNA of Plasmodium coatneyi, 732 nucleotides long. RefSeq lists its product as uncharacterized. The record is from RefSeq and is a predicted model, not a curated record. The transcript has a single exon. Bases 1 to 732 code for a protein of 243 amino acids. NCBI's taxonomy places the organism in Eukaryota, Apicomplexa, Aconoidasida, Haemosporida, Plasmodiidae.